Molecule: messenger RNA, 1779 nt
Organism: Tremella mesenterica DSM 1558
Lineage: Eukaryota; Fungi; Basidiomycota; Tremellomycetes; Tremellales; Tremellaceae
Exons: 6
Coding region: 1-1779 (592 amino acids)
Biological process (GO): magnesium ion transport
Cellular component (GO): membrane
Molecular function (GO): magnesium ion transmembrane transporter activity
Source: RefSeq, a predicted model, not a curated record
AUGAUCUCUUUCAAAUCAGUAUCUAGUUCUUCUCUCAUAGGAGUAGCUAUAGCAUGUUCAGGCAACGUUCUCAUUUCUCUAGCUCUAACAGUACAGAAGCUAGCACAUAGAAGACAACAUGAAGAACUCAUCUCACGUUCCACAACUCAUUCUGGGACUUGUUCCCACACCCUAAGUAAUUCUGGAUCAUCGGAAACUUCAUCUGAAUCGGAUGGAAGGGAUACAUCAGACCCUUGUUCUCCUUCUCCAAUACGAACCGAGAUCACUGCUUUACCUGUGCUUUUGAUGUCAUCGCAAGAACCAAAAGGUCAGACGGGACCACCCGCUAAAUCUAUCUUACUCGCUCCUGGGCCUCCGUCGCACCCUCAAGACUUUUCAGUGGAUUCACAAUCUGCCCAGAAGAUAUCAAGGGAGGACACCGUUCAAUCAUCUUUGACGGACGAAAGACCUCAAGCACAAGCACAUAGAACAAGAAUACAUAUAAAAAGUCCUACUCCUGGACCAGACGACGAUGAAGGAAACGGAGAAAACGAAGGCAAUAUGGAACAGGAUGAACAGAGGGAUGAAGAGCAGGAAGAACAAGUGGAAGAAGGAAUGUAUCUUCGAAGUAAACUUUGGUGGUUGGGUAUGAUACUUAUCACCAUUGGAGAAGGAGGUAAUUUCUUGAGUUAUGGUUUUGCACCUGCUAGUGUUGUAGCUCCGUUGGGUACUGUUGCCUUGAUAGCUAAUUGUAUCUUCGCACCAUUAUUGCUCAAAGAAAAAUUCCACCCCCGUGAAUUAAUCGGCAUGGGUUUAGCCAUCCUUGGCGCAGUCACCGUCGUUUGGUCAUCUAGUACUACCAACCCCCGAUUAAACCCUGAUCAACUCAAAACAGCCAUCUCUCAACCAAUCUUCAUCAUCUAUACAAUCCUCUGUUCUCUCUUCGUUUUCAUCCUCAUCAUCCUAUCCCGUUCCCCACGAUGGGGAGGGAAAUUGAUAGGUAUCGACGUUGGUAUAUGUGCGUUAUUCGGAGGAUAUACGGUACUUUCUACUAAAGCACUUUCUUCUUUACUCAGUACAAUGUUUCUUUCUGCUUUGGAAUACCCGAUUACUUGGGUUUUGAUCGGGGUGUUGGUAGGUACUAGUGUGAUGCAGAUUAAGUAUCUCAACAAAGCUUUGAUGAGGUUUGAAAGUAAGGAAGUUAUACCUACUCAAUUCGUGUUUUUCAGUUUGGCAGCUAUUAUUGGAUCAGCAGUUUUAUAUCAAGAAUUCAGAGGUUUACCAUUAUCUCGUUUUGUUAAUUUUGCAUUUGGCAUCGGCACCACUUUUCUAGGUGUAUAUCUCCUCACUACAGUCCCUACCUCUCAACAACUUUCACAACUUUCCUCUCCUCCCUCUCCUCCUUCUCAACUUAACCCCAUAGAAAACCUUUCUUCCCCCACAUCUCAUCCUUUACUAUUACCGAACGAAAGAACUCCUCUAUUACCAUCUUCUUCCACCACCGCCGAUUAUAUUCCCCCAAUAUCCCCCCGUAGUCCCAUACCGACUCUUCCUACAUUACCAAACAUCACACCUGUUGGUACGACAGGUAGAAUCAGACUUCUUUCUCGCGCGUCCAAUAGAGACUUUGCUCCUUUGGGUCUGAAUAGUCAAGCGGGGUUUUUGUUAUUGGCUACCACUCCGCCUACACCAGGUAUGAGAGCGAGAAGUAUGAGUAGGGGAAAGAGGGAUGAAGAGUAUGUUUUCCCUGUGAGUGAAAUGAGAAGAGGAAGUGUAGGUAGGACAGGAUUGGGUUUGUGA